AUGACAGAUAUAAUUAUUGAUGAUGAUAUUAUUGAAACAACAAAACCAACAACAUCAGGUUCAAGUUCGUCAGUAACAACAACUCGUCGACCUAUGUUUAUUGAAACUGAAGUACGUACAGAUACAAUUACAAAACGACAUGUAGGAUCAACGACAGGAAGUAGAAGUGUUUAUGAUAUACUUGAAAAUACAAAAUCACCUACAGAUGGACGUCCGCCGACAACUUAUACUUAUGCUCACAGUGUUUCCUAUAUGCCUGUGUCGCAAAAUGGUACAUGUGAUGUUCCAGUAAUGGCUCGUCGUGAUUUACAUGGUGAUUAUCGUACAUAUGGAUCAUCAAGUUUUUCAUCGACAAAUUCAGUAUUUUCAUCACCGACACGAUUUAUUUCAAAUGUUCGUUCACAAUUAGCUAAUGGAUAUUCAGCUAUUCGUGAUCGUUUAACACAUCAUAGUACACACGAACAACAACAACAACAACAACAACAACAUCAAGAACAAGAACAAGGAACAGAAGCACUUUUACAUUCACCAACAUCUCAUCGUAGUACAAGAGUUUCUCGUACAUCGUCUCAAUCAUCAACAAAUGGUCAAACAACAGGUUAUUAUCUUCGUCGACGUCCACCAAUUCAUUCAACACCACGUGAUAAUGAAAAUGAAGAUAUACAGCAACGUAAAACAACAAAUAAACAACGAAAAGAACGUAAAAGUCAAGAUGAACAAGAAGAAGAAGAAGAAGAACAAGAAUAUCAUGAAAAAAAAGGAACUAAAGAUGAAAAAAUAGAUGAACAUGAAGAUAAUACAUUAAUUCAUUUUGUUAAAAAUAUUCUUUAUAUGCCAAUUAAAUUAUUCAAUUUUCUAUGGGAUCAUCUCUUUAGUUUACCAUGGUGGUUACUUAUUCCACUUCUUCUUUUACUUGGUCUCUAUAUUUUUCCUUAUUUGGCAUGCAAACCAUUCGAACAUUAUCCUGAAUCAAAAGUUUAUCAAUAUUGUCAAGAUUUUCAAGAAUAUAGAGAUAAACAAUUAAAAAAUUCCUAUAAUAAAAUUUAUGAACAAACAUAUUUUCGUGGUAGUCAUUAUAUUAAAAAAUUUUUUAAUUUUUUAAUUGGUAUAAAAGAUUGGAUUAUGAAUUUUUUGGAUGAUAUUUAUUAUUCAAUAAAAAAAACAUAUCAUCGACAAGUUAAUAAAGUUAAAGAUCGUGUUGAUGAUGUUGUAUCAACAACAAAAGAUAAUGCUAAAGAAUAUUGUGAUGCUAGUUUAGAAAAAGUUAAAACUUUAGUUGAUGAAUUUAAACGUGAAAAAGAUAAAUUACUUGGUAGUCGACAUGCAUUAAAACCUGGACAAGAAAAAGAAUUAGAAGGUCUUAUUCGACAGUUACUUGAUGAAUAUGCUGCUGAUGAAACUGGUCAAGCGGAUUAUGCACUUGAAGCUAAUGGUGGAAAAAUUGUUGAUACAAGAUGUACUGAAUAUACUGAUGAACCUCGACAAAAUGUUGUGAAAUUUCUUGGUAUUCCGAUAGUACAUAUGUCUAAACAACCAGAUAUAAUGAUAAAAGCUGGUCGAAUGCCUGGUCAAUGUUUUCCAUUUAAAGGUGAUCAAGGUAGUGUUAUUAUUAAAUUAGCUGUACCCGUUAAACCAACUGAAUUUGUACUUGAACAUUUAUCGAAAAGUAUUUCAAUUGUUGGACAUAUUAAUAGUGCACCGAAUAAUUUUACUGUUUAUGCUUUGAAAGAUAAAAAUGAUAAAGAAGGUACAGUUUUGGGUCGAUAUUAUUAUGAUGCAGAGAACGGUCCAUCACUUCAACGAUUUAAACCUCAACUUCGUCAUGUACCGACAAUUGAAUAUAUUGAACUUCGAGUAACAUCAAAUUGGGGAAAUCCAAAUUACACAUGUGUAUAUCGAUUUCGUGUUCAUGGUGAUUUGCCAGCGGUUCAACCAUCAGCACCACCAGCACCGGCUGCAUAA
Messenger RNA from Rotaria sp. Silwood1, 1962 nucleotides. Lineage: Eukaryota; Metazoa; Rotifera; Eurotatoria; Philodinida; Philodinidae. The record is from the annotation of a GenBank genome assembly.